Acaulospora morrowiae is the source of this 1173-nucleotide messenger RNA. Lineage: Eukaryota; Fungi; Glomeromycota; Glomeromycetes; Diversisporales; Acaulosporaceae. The record is from the annotation of a GenBank genome assembly.
AUGAGCAACGAUACUGCCGAAGCUACGAUUCCAGAGUCAAAGAAAACAGAGCUUAGCGGCUUCUUGAAAACACUCUCUACAUUUACAGGAGACAUUUAUAGUCUAACGUGUCCCAGUUUCUUGCUCUCGGGUGUUUCUACCUUGGAAUAUGGCCAAUAUUGGGCAGAUUAUCCAGAACUUUUUGCAGGUAUAGCAAAACCAACAAAUGAAGCUGAGAGAGCUGUAGCAGUUCUUAAAUGGUUUGUCAGUACUCUAUAUGGAUCGUUUGCGUCCAGAAAAGAUAAAGAUAAGAUUGAAAAAAAGCCAUUCAACCCGAUUCUUGGUGAACAAUUCAUAGCUAGGUGGGAUAGCCGAAAUGGAUGUGGUGAGACUGUCUUGUUUUCAGAGCAAGUAAGUCAUCACCCGCCAGUCUCUGCUAUAUAUCUUGAAAAUAAAGAGGCAGGAGUAACAGCGAAUGGUCACACUGGUCAAAAAAGUUCUUUUAAGGCUACUGCCGCACGUAUUGAUAUCACACAAGUAGGACACAUAAUUGUCCGUGUGAGAGAUUACCCGGACAAAUAUUUGAUUACGCUACCAUCCUUACAAAUUCUUGGGCUAUGGAGAGGUGCUCCCUAUGUAGAGUUGAGUGGCACGAGUGUGAUUCAAUCUCAGAAUUACAAUAUAGUUAUUGAGUUUAGCGGUAAAGGUUGGCUAUCUGGAGAGAAACACACAUUCAAUGCUGUAGUACGUCGGAACAGUGAAAAUCAUCCUUUGUAUACGGCUGGCGGAAAUUGGUCUGGAAAAUCCGUUAUAGAAAACAAUCAGACUAAAGAAAAGACUGAAUUCUUUGAUGUGGAAGGAACGAAUAGGACAUUACCUAUAAUUGCACCAGUAGAAGAGCAGAGUCCUUUAGAAAGUAUAAGGUUGUGGCAAUUUGUUGCAAAAGCAAUUAAUGAAGGUGAUUUUGUAACGGCUUCUAAAUUAAAGGGCGAGAUUGAACAAAAGCAACGUGAUAAAGUAAAACGUGGAGAAAAAGUUAAUCUUCAAUUUUUUGAUUACGUGCCUGAGGACAAAGAAUUUCUCGAACUUUAUUCAUUAAUCAAUGGAAACCAGAGUAUAGAUGAUAAAUAUUACGAAAAUGGUAGUUGGGUCUAUAAUAAGUUAUUAUAUGGAAAUAAUAAUGAGAAUAAAUAA